Gossypium raimondii (Peruvian cotton) is the source of this 1577-nucleotide messenger RNA. RefSeq names its product probable methyltransferase At1g29790. NCBI's taxonomy places the organism in Eukaryota, Viridiplantae, Streptophyta, Magnoliopsida, Malvales, Malvaceae. The record is from RefSeq and is a predicted model, not a curated record. The coding region runs from base 49 to 1398 and encodes 449 amino acids. The transcript has a single exon. Gene Ontology annotation, molecular function: S-adenosylmethionine-dependent methyltransferase activity.
UUCUCUAUCUCAAGUCCUUUGAAGAAAUCAAAAUCAAGGAGCAGCAGCAUGGGAAGUGAAGCUGAUCACUAUCCAAGAAAGCAAUUUUUUCACAACAACAAUCUCUACUUCAUGCUUAAAAUGCUUUUCCUUCUCAUAUUUACCAACCUUGUCUCCAUCUUUAUCUUUUCUAGCCUUCCUUUCAGCUUAUCAUCAUCUAACACCCCCCAUACCCAUCUCUUUCUUCACCAGGAAACCAUUUCUCAUCUCUUGCAGGAGCUCAACUCUACAAAGUCCAAACUCUUUGACAGCUACUCUCUUAUUGCUGACUUGCACCACAAGAUCAAUUCCACCAACUUUCUUGUGCGAGAUCUCGUUAUUGAGAUCACCCGUGAACGCAAGCCUUCAUUACCAGUCGACGAAGAAACUAAUGUUUUCGGCAUUCCUCCUCCUACUGCUUCCUUGUCUGAUGAACUCAAGCUUGCCAUUCUCCCUCACAAGCUCCCAUUAGGAUACUCCCCAAGGAUGGCAUCUGAUGAGAUCUAUCCGCCUGUUGGAGCAGCCUGCUUGAGGUUUCAAAAGGAGCUGGCUCAGUACAUGACAUAUGAUAUUGGUGGCGAAUGUCCUAUGGAUGACGUUUUUGCUCAAAAGCUUUUGCUCAAGGGGUGUGAACCACUCCCUCGCCGUAGAUGCCACCCCAAAUCCCCCAUCGGUUAUGUUGAGCCAACACCAUUUCCUGAUAGCCUUUGGGCAACCCCACCAGAUACCAGCAUCAUUUGGGAUACCUACACUUGCAAAAGUUACCAAUGCCUCAUUGACCGUAAAAACUUUCCAGGGACCGUCGACUGCAAGGACUGCUUUGACUUGCAAGGCCGAGAAAAACGAAGAUGGCUUUACGAUCGAGGAUUAGAUUAUGGACUCGAUCAAGUUCUUCAAACGAAACCAGCGGGGAGUAUUCGAAUCGGACUUGACAUUGGAGGUGGGAGUGGCACUUUCGCAGCAAGGAUGAGAGAGCGGAACAUCACCAUCAUCACUAGUUCAAUGAACCUGGAUGGACCAUUCAAUAGUUUCAUUGCAUCCAGGGGCUUGAUCCCAAUACAUGUUAGCAUUUCGCAGAGGCUUCCAUUCUUUGAGAACACAUUGGAUAUAGUGCAUUCGAUGCAUAUUUUAAGCAAUUGGAUCCCAGAUGCAAUGUUGGAGUUCGCCUUGUAUGACAUAUACAGAGUGUUGAGACCAGGGGGGCUAUUCUGGCUUGACCAUUUUUUCUGUCAGGGAUCGCAGCUCAAUCAAACCUAUGCUCCAAUGUUUGAUCGAAUUGGGUUUACGAAACUAAGGUGGAAUGUUGGGAAAAAGGUAGAUCGUGGAGUUGACAAGAAUGAGUGGUAUUUGUCAGCGUUGUUGGAAAAACCAAUGACCUAACUCGAUUUCUUUUUCGUUUUACUCGAGGAUAUUGUUGUAAAAUGUGCAGGAUUUCACCUGAAAAACAAUUGUAUUUGCUGGAAGCAAUAAAUCAAAGACAUCCAGACGCAGCAAGGUUAAACAUAUCCAUAUUUGUCACUCAGACGAAUGAAUAAAAAUAAAUGCAAUUUAUAAUCUUA